Uranotaenia lowii is the source of this 515-nucleotide messenger RNA. It is a transcript of the gene mRpL55, whose product is annotated as 39S ribosomal protein L55, mitochondrial. The transcript is spliced from 2 exons. Gene Ontology annotation, biological process: translation. NCBI's taxonomy places the organism in Eukaryota, Metazoa, Arthropoda, Insecta, Diptera, Culicidae. Gene Ontology annotation, cellular component: mitochondrial large ribosomal subunit. The record is from RefSeq and is a predicted model, not a curated record. Gene Ontology annotation, molecular function: structural constituent of ribosome. Bases 119 to 454 code for a protein of 111 amino acids.
UCCUCCCUAAAUUUUCCCACCACCCACCGUACCAUACCACAACGUGUGAUUACACAAGUUAUCCCACUUAAAGUUCAAGCUUAGACUACAAAAAAGAGCUAUUUUACUAGUAAUCAACAUGCAAGCGUUGCUCCAGCGAUGCUCCUCGGUCGGAGCAAAGGUCGGAAUCCGACAGCUUUCAUCCAACACGGCUGCGAUCGUAAAAAUUCAUCGUUCCCUGUACGCUCGCCGCUAUCCCACUAUGGUGGUGCUCCCCAAUGGGGCCACCAUCAACAUCAAUUACCACGAGCCCCGGCGGAUCAUUAAGCUUCCACUCGAUUUGAGCACUCUAACCGAGGCCGAACGAAAAGCGCGGUUGGAGAAACGAAAACCCCGGCAAAAGAUUCAAAUCCAGGACGAGGUUGAGGACAACUUCAACGCCCGGAAGUACGUUAAGUUUAUGAAGAAGGAAUAAUUUGAUUAUUUUUUCAGUUUUGGAGAAAAUUGGUUCAAAUGAAUAUAAGGAUGUCACAAGA